AUGAAUAAAUUCACAAUCAUUUCACUUAUCUGUAUCUUUUCUCUCUUUAUCUCUAUUGGUCUUGCCCAAGUCGGAACUCCAUCACCAACUCCCUCACCAACCCCAGCCCCCCCAGUACCAACUGAAACAUGUCUCACUUGUAUUUCUAACUUUGAAGCUGCUGCUCCCAAUAUCAUCGAAACCUUGAAUGGUACCACAAAGUUUGCUGAUUGUGCUGAAUUAUGUGAAAAAGUUGAUACACAAUCCUUUACCAUUUGUAAUACCACAUGUUAUGCAUCUGGUAAUAUAACAGCAUACUCAAAGAUUAUUGAGAAUGCCGAUCCAAUCCAUUUCUGUCUCAUCUCUAAAUUGUGUCCUGUCAACUCUAGACCAUCAGCCUAUACCACUCAAGUCAACAAUUUCCCAGACAAGCCAAAGUAUGGUGACACCAUUUUGUUCAAGAAUUUAGUUUAUAUCACCCAAACCCUUGGUGUCGGUGAAUACCAAUUCAACAUUACCGACAAGAAUGGUACCGUCGUCGUCACCAACACCACUAUUAUAGUCAACUGUGAAUCCGGUACCUAUGUCCCAUUCCAAAUGGCCAUUCCAACCAUCGGUUCCAAUUUAGUCGGAAACUAUACCUAUUCCAUCUCUUCACAAAUCUGUGCCGGCAGUUGCAACUCUGUCAAGUUUUAUGAAGGUUCAGCCAACCUCGGAACUAUCAUUUUCCCUUUCACCAUUGCUCCAGCUUCAUCUACUAUAGACCAAGAACCAGAAGUUGUAGUUGUUCGUAACUAUAAUAGAAAAUAUUAA
Messenger RNA from Cavenderia fasciculata, 792 nucleotides. RefSeq lists its product as uncharacterized. NCBI's taxonomy places the organism in Eukaryota, Evosea, Eumycetozoa, Acytosteliales, Cavenderiaceae. The record is from RefSeq and is a predicted model, not a curated record. Bases 1 to 792 code for a protein of 263 amino acids. The transcript is spliced from 2 exons.